AUGAAGUGUUGGGUAUCUGCAUUGCUCUUUUUUGGAGUCGCGUACUAUGUCAUGAAUGCGUUGUUCACCACAUGGUUGCCAAAGAACUAUAUCUUUGAUAAAGACGUCCUGAAUGGUCUUGUAAAUGAGACCUUGGCAAAGCACAACAGCACUUCUGAUGAUUUUAAUUUAGAGGCUAUGUUUAAAGACUUGAGAGAUGCAAUGGCGGACCAUUACGGUGAUGAAUACGUCAAUGAGUAUCGUAGAGAAGACUGGGUGUUCAACAAUGCCGGUGGUGCUAUGGGCCAAAUGAUUAUCUUGCAUGCAUCCAUCUCUGAGUAUGUGAUCAUAUUUGGUACACCAGUGGGCACUGAAGGUCAUACUGGCGUUCAUUUCGCCGAUGACUAUUUCACUAUCUUGAGUGGUGCACAAUAUGCAGCCGUGCCAUGGUCACCAGUUAGAGAAGUUUAUUUGCCGGGCCAAACGCAUCACCUGCCAAAGGGUGAAGUUAAACAAUACGGUAUGCCUCCGGAAUCCUUUGCACUUGAACUGGCGCAGGGUUGGAUCCCUUGCAUGUUGCCUUUCGGAUUCUUGGAUACGUUCUCAAGUACCAUAGACUUGCAAACGUUAUGGAAAACUGUUUAUCUCACUGGUAAAGACAUGAUCAAGAAUCUUGUCAAUGGCAAAUUCUGA
Molecule: messenger RNA, 672 nt
Organism: Zygotorulaspora mrakii
Lineage: Eukaryota; Fungi; Ascomycota; Saccharomycetes; Saccharomycetales; Saccharomycetaceae
Gene: ERG2
Product: C-8 sterol isomerase ERG2
Exons: 1
Coding region: 1-672 (223 amino acids)
Biological process (GO): ergosterol biosynthetic process
Cellular component (GO): endoplasmic reticulum
Source: RefSeq, a predicted model, not a curated record